AUGCAGAUUGUAAAAGUAGGGAAUAAGUUACUAAUAGCAACCAACAACAUCAUUGAAGAAGCCACCUACUCCGGUAUUAUAGACCCCAGUCCGGAAUGGCAUACUCUUAACCAUAGAGGACCUCGUGCACGACUGACAUACAGAGUGCGCGUCAUAUGUGAUACACAUUACUACAAUUCCACGUGUACAAAAUUUUGCCGACCAAGAAACGAUUCUUUCGGUCAUUUUAUCUGUGAUCAGAACGGUGAGAAGCAAUGUAUAGAUGGGUGGAAAGGAGCGACAUGCGAGAAAGCUGCUUGUAAACCGGGUUGCCACCCAAUUCAUGGAAAAUGUGAAAAUCCUGGGGAAUGUUUGUGCCGCCCUGGUUGGCGAGGAGAUUACUGUGAUCAAUGUGAACCAUAUCCAGGAUGCAAGCACGGAUACUGCAAUGGAUCUUCGUGGCAAUGCAUAUGCGAUACAAAUUGGGGUGGAAUUUUAUGUGAUCAAGACCUAAACUACUGCGGUACGCACGAGCCCUGUCUAAACGGUGGCACUUGUGAAAACACCGCCCCCGAUAACUACCUGUGCACGUGCCCCGAGGGUUUUUCUGGUGCUAACUGCGAGAUCGUCGACAAUCCCUGCGCCCCGGCGCCAUGCCUGCACGGUGGCACCUGCAUUGAGGCCGGGGGCUCUUUCAGCUGUGAGUGCGGCAAUGGAUGGACGGGACCCACCUGCAAUAUCGUCUUUUGGUAA
Molecule: messenger RNA, 732 nt
Organism: Diabrotica balteata
Lineage: Eukaryota; Metazoa; Arthropoda; Insecta; Coleoptera; Chrysomelidae
Source: the annotation of a GenBank genome assembly